Phyllostomus discolor (pale spear-nosed bat) is the source of this 3764-nucleotide messenger RNA. RefSeq names its product scavenger receptor cysteine-rich domain-containing protein SCART1-like. The transcript has 11 exons. Bases 1 to 3222 code for a protein of 1073 amino acids. Gene Ontology annotation, cellular component: membrane. The record is from RefSeq and is a predicted model, not a curated record. Lineage: Eukaryota; Metazoa; Chordata; Mammalia; Chiroptera; Phyllostomidae.
AUGGCCUUGGGAUUGGCCCCGGACGAAUGCAGAGGCUGCCACCACGCAGCUCUGGCCCCACCUCCCCCCACUGGCGCUGGACUGUGCAGCCCCUCUGAGGCCGGGGGUCCCUCCGCAGGCGGGCCAGGCAACCUGAGGCUGGCAAACAGACACAGCCCGUGUGAUGGCGUGGUGCUGGUCCAACACGAGGGCCAGUGGGGACACGUGUGCAACCGGGAGUGGACGCUGGCGGAGGCAUCCGUGGUCUGCAGGCAGCUGGGCUGCGGCUGGGCCGUGGGCGCCCCCAAGUACGUCCCGCUGCCCGGAGAGAAGACGGCGGCCGUGCUCCACAACGUGUCCUGCAGGGGCGGCGAGUCCUCGCUGUGGGAGUGCAGCCUCGGGGCGUGGACGCGCAGCCCCUGCCCCCACGAGUGGACGGUGGUCGUGCUGUGCUCGAACGGAACUUUCCGGGAGAUCCGGCUGGUGAAGGGCCGGAGCCCCUGUUCGGGGCUCCCCGAGAUCAGGAACGCGAACAGCGUGGAUCGCCUCUGCGGCCUGCACGAGGAGGAGGCUACCGUGUUCUGCCGGGAGCUGGGCUGCGGCCCCGCGCUGCAGGCUUCCCGCCACGACGCGGGCGGCGGCCAGAAGUACAUGACGUGCGAGGGCACCGAGCCGACCAUCCGAAACUGCAGGCUCAACAACCGGCUCCGCAGCGGCUGCGACUUCCAGCAGGACAGGGAGGUGGUGUGCUCAGGACACACCGAGGCCCGGCUGGUGGGCGGCGAGCACCCCUGUGCUGGGCGCCUGGAGGUGCAGCGUGGCCUGACCUGGGGCACCGUCUGUGACGACGACCUGGACCAGGCCACGGCCCACGUGGUGUGUCGGGAGCUGCAGUGCGGCUUGGCUGUGUCCACGCCCCGGGGCGCCCACUUUGGCCAGGGUUCCGGGGCCGUGUGGACGGAGGCCUUCCGCUGCGUGGGCAACGAGUCCCUGUUGUUCCACUGCCUCCGGGGGCCUGGGCACCAGUGCGGGCACAGCCAGGACGCCGGGCUCAGGUGCUCAGAGUUCCGGCUGGUCAACGGCAGCAGUCGCUGCGAGGGGCGCGUGGAGCUCCAGGUGGAGGGGGCCUGGGCACCCCUCUGUGCCGCCCACUGGGACUUGGCAGAUGCCACUGUCCUCUGCCACCAGCUCAAUUGCGGCGGCGUGGUGGCCACUCCUCGAGGAGGCCAUUUUGGGCGCGGGGAUGCUCCCAUCUGGCCCGACAGGUUCCACUGUGUUGGGACAGAGCCCUAUCUGUGGAAUUGCCCCGUGAGCACCCUGGGGGCCCCCGCCUGUGCCCCGGGAAAUACUGCCGCCGUGGUCUGCGCAGAUCUCCUCCAUGCCCUGCGGCUGAGGGACGGCCAGAGCCGCUGUGAUGGCCGCGUGGAGGUGUCUCUGGACGGUGUGUGGGGCCGCGUCCUGGACGAUGCGUGGGACCUGCAGGACGCGCGUGUCGUGUGCAGGCAGUUGGGGUGCGGAGAGGCGGAACGAGCCUAUGAUGCGCCCGCGCCGAGCCGAGGGGCCGGCAAGGUGGGGCUGAGCCGCGUGCGCUGCCUGGGCACCGAGACCCGCCUGACCCAGUGCAACGUGUCUGCGUCCCAGCUAGCGUCCUCGGGGGCUUCGCGGGACGUGGGCGUCGUGUGCUCCGGGAGCCACCGGGUGCGGCUGGUCGCAGGGCCCGGCCGCUGUGCGGGGCGCGUGGAGGUGCUCCAUGCCGGCGAGUGGGGCACGGUGUGCGACGACGGCUGGGACCUCCGGGACGCGCACGUAGUCUGCCGGCAGCUGGGCUGUGGCCACGCCCUCCGCGCCCCGGGGGCCGCUCACUUCGGGGCGGGCGCCGGGCGCAUCUGGAUGGACGAGCUUGGCUGCGGGGGCCACGAGGCGGCGCUGUGGCAGUGCCCCGCGCGCGGCUGGGGCCGGCACGACUGCGCGCACAAGGAGGACGCCGGCGCCUUCUGCUCAGGGUCGGUGGCCCUGAGGCUGCGGGGCGGCGCCCAGCCCUGCGCCGGGUGGCUGGACGUGUUCUACAACGGCUCGUGGGGCGCCGUGUGCAGUAACGCCCUGAGGGACGCCUCCUUGUCCGUGGUCUGCCAGCAGCUGGGCUGUGGGCGCCAGGGCUGGCUGGAGAACAGGCCCGUCCACGCGGGCCUGGGCGUCUCCUGGGUGGACAGCGUUGAGUGCCGCAGGCUGCGGAGCUUCACGCUGUGGCAGUGCCCCUCCGCCCCGUGGGACCCGCACUCCUGCACCCGCGGAGAGGAGGCCUGGGUCACCUGUUCAGGAUCACCCGAGAAAACAACGCAGGACUCCAGGGAGACGCUCAACUGCCCGCCCACCGGCAGCUGCCCAGGUACGACUCUGGCCACGGUCAGCUCGGCAUCCCAGUCCCGCCCUGUGGUGACCACGCCCCCGUUUCCGGAGGAGGGCGCAGUGCGCGUGCGCGGGGGUGAAGACCGCUGCUCAGGCCGCGUGGAGCUCUGGCUCGCCGCCUCCUGGGGCACCGUGUGCGAUGACUCCUGGGACCUGGCGGACGCGGAGGUCGUGUGCCGCCAGCUGGGCUGCGGCGGGGCUGUCAGCGCCCUGGCAGGGGCCGCCUUCGGUCCAGGCUUAGGGCCCGUGUGGCUGGACGAGGUGGGCUGCCGGGGCAGCGAGGCAUCCUUGUGGGACUGCCCGGCGGAGCCCUGGGGACACGCGGACUGUGGGCACAAGGAGGACGCAGGCGUGCGCUGCUCCGGUGAUAGGGGGGCCACGGUCUGGCCACCAGCGUCAGGCCCUCACCUGACCCCACUACCUGCCCUCAAGGCUGGGACGCUGCCCAUGACCUUCUGCAUCAUCCUGGGCACCCUCCUGGGCAUCGUCUCCCUGCUGCUGGGGGCGCAGUGGUGCCGCAGAGCAGCCUGCAGGGGUUCUGGAAUGUUGGAGAACCUGCCCUCGGAAGGCGUUUAUGAGGACAUCGGAGCUGUCCCCAUGGAGGAGAAGGUCGAGGGGCCCAGUGUGCCCCAGGACCUGGUGCUGGAGGAGGACUAUGACGACGCCUGGGAGCCGCAGCGUGGCCCCGAGGAGGAGGAGGAGGAGGAGGAGGAGGAGCAGGAGAGGGCGCCCUUGAGCGCGGCGGGUGCGCCCCUGUGCUCCGCCCUGUCCUUCGUGCUGGCCCUGCUGUACUGCGCCUAUGUCCGCGGCUCUGCUCUGGGCAGCACCUACAUUUAAAGGCCCUGAGAGCCCCUCUGUGUGUGUGUCCAGAACCCUCACUCCCGUCCCCGGCUUGGGCGUUGGCCCUCGCUGUCCAGUCGGAGUGGCUCGUGACUGUGGAGUCUCACGGGUGGGCGUGGCGUUUAGGGGGGCCGCAGCUGUUAUUUGGGUUUCUGUCAUCGGCACAGAGUCCGGUCAGCCUCACGGGGUCCUGGGCAGGCAGUGGGAGGGGGCACGGUGUGGCCCGCUUCGUGCACCCCCAGCUCACUGUCCAGCUCUGGUCCGGCCCUCUGGGUUUGGGGUGUCGGACCGUCCAGGGCCCAGAGACCCUGGGGGGUCCGAGGAACUGCUGAGGACCCGAAGCUCGUCUUUCUCCUCUAACACAGGUGGGCUCCUCGCAGCCUGGGCACCAGAGCUCGGGCCGGGGCGGAAGACCUCGCCGGCCCCUGCCGCAGGAGGUGGUGGCCGUGAGCUGGCCUUGGGGGGCACCAGCGAGACUCCCGGGGACUUCCGCUGUCCUCAUUUCUAAACAGGAUGCCAUUCAACUCCCCGUGAGCUUC